ACUGUGAUAAAACAGAUCAGAUUGCACUGCGAACUUGUUCAUCAUGGACUUCGAUCUGGGUGCAGCUGUUGGAGGUGAAGGAGAAGUGAAGAAGGCGGAGGGGAACGAGGUGGAGGGCAUCUUUGGGUUUGGUAAAAAGGACAAAGAUAAAGAAAAGGAGAAAGAAGAUAAAGAUAAAGGGAGCAAAGACAAAGAUUGCAAAGACAAGGGUGAUUACAAAGAUAAAGACAAAGAGAAGUAUAAAGACAAAGACAAGUGUAAAGACAAAGAUAAAGACAAGUGCAAAGACAAGAAGAAAGACAAAGAACACAAAAAGGGUCACGAACACGGGCAUGGACACGGUCACGGGCAUGGACACGGACAUGGACACGGGCAUGGUCGGGGACGCAGAUCUUCAUCUUCAUCAAGUGAUGGGGAUUAAAUCAAGACUGAAGACUUCUCAUGUGAAGUUGUAAGCUUUAAAUAGAAUAGACUGUAAUACAUAUAAAAUACAGAUGAGUUGAGAAAGUAUGUAUAUUGUGUGUUUUAAACAGAAGUUAUUCUUUUAGACAUGUUUUCAUUUUGACAAUUUACCUCAUGCACUGUUAUAGGUCAAUGUCUCACAAUAACUCAAUGUGUGAAAGUAAAAUGUUCAGUAUGCUUUUUCUGAGUCUGGAAUAAAUAUACCUGGUAUAAAAAGUGUG
Messenger RNA from Paramisgurnus dabryanus, 683 nucleotides. Lineage: Eukaryota; Metazoa; Chordata; Actinopteri; Cypriniformes; Cobitidae. The record is from RefSeq and is a predicted model, not a curated record.